AACUUUGGCUAUCUUUUUCUUAGCUGCAGUUGUGCUUGUCUUCUCAUUAUGGUCGAGCGAAAUAGAGAUUAUAUUAGAGCUGCUUCUGCGGCCAGUAUUGACCAGCCAGUUAAUCCCCCUUUUGAGAAACUUAAUUAUGAAUCUACUGUUAACAACAACGAGCUGAGACCUACUUUUGCAGAUAAUUCUUUCCUCAAUUCAAAACCAGUUUCCUUUUUUGGAAGCAGUCAAAAUAUCUCUAGUUUUUGCGAAAACACCAACAUGACGGAUACUAAAAAAAAUAUAGUUUCCACUGUACCCGAAAGCUUAAAGCCUACGGAUUCUGCCAAAUUAUUGUUUCCAUCUACUGUAAAUGCCACUCCUUUUUCGAACAUUAAUCCGAAGCCGUCGUUUCCUGUUUUUGGUUUUCCAAGUAAAAAGGAUGAAGAUCUAUUGAAGUCUAAAUUCUACUCUCUCAAUUCUGCAAUCUCUAACAUUUUUAAAAAAUACCACGAAACUGGCAAGAUAUAUGACUUUACAAAGUCUUUUGAAGAUUACAUUCAACAUGCAAAAGUUAUUCGGGCCGAGAAAAUUUCCUCUACUGAUUCGUUGACAACGAAUCCAAAAAACUCUUUUUCCGUCGACUCCAGCUUGUUUGGUUCUUCUGCCUCAACCGCUUUCUCUUUUAGUAACCCAAGCAGUGCUACUUUUGGCUCACUUUCUUCCAGCGACCCUAAAACUUUUGGAAAUGUAUUAUCUUCAGUGCCUGAAGAGGAGCCCAUUGAAAAUCCCGAACAGUUGAAGCCGGUGAUUAGUGAAGAGCUAAUAAUAAAAGGAGAAGAAAAUGAAAAGAAUUUAUUUACAGCGAAGUGCAAACUUUUUGUGCUGUUAAUAGAAGCGGGCAAGGCACGCUGGGAGGAAAUUGGGCUUGGAAAUUUGCGUUUCAAUGAAUUCAUUGGUGGCCCAUACAAAGAUAAAAGAAGAAUCUACUUUCGCACUUUUACGAUGCAAAAAGUUAUCUUUAGCUCGUUUAUUACGCAAACUUUAGACCCGAAAAAGGAGAAGUCUAAAAGCGUUACUUGUGCACUAUGAAAACUGAAUCCGAGGCUUCUGACUUUUUUAAUU
This is a messenger RNA of Zophobas morio, 1104 nucleotides long. RefSeq lists its product as uncharacterized. Lineage: Eukaryota; Metazoa; Arthropoda; Insecta; Coleoptera; Tenebrionidae. The transcript is spliced from 14 exons. Gene Ontology annotation, biological process: intracellular transport. Bases 49 to 1071 code for a protein of 340 amino acids. The record is from RefSeq and is a predicted model, not a curated record.